CACAGAUGGGGUCCCGCUGGGUCGUAGCCUUGCUAAGCGCGCUUUGCUCGCUCGCCAGCGCCAGCGUGCAGAUCGGCAGCGACUGGCCCGCCGGGCCGCUGGGCGAGUCUACUUCGGCGCGGCGCGUGCUGCUGGACGCUGGCGGCGACGCUGCGUCGCGCGGACCGCCGCCCGAGGGCGUCGGCAUGUUCCACAUCAUCCUGUGGUCGUCGCUGGGCCUCGUCGUGGUCGGCUGGUUUGCUGUCCUCGCGAUGUUCAACAUGGACGUGGGCAACGACUCGCUGCUCUACUCCAAGGCGAAGAUGGAGUGAGUGCCUGAGACACGCGAUGGUCCGCGCAAAAACGGAUCGCUGGGUGAGCGCACUGUGGGCGGCGCAGGCCCGCUGCAGGGGCGCGACGGCCGCGGCGGGGCACGCGUGCGUGCACGCGCGCGCACGCGCGCGCACACGCGCGCCCAUUCGCGCCCACCUGCAGCGAAAUCUGCAACCUUACGUUACCUGUGCACAUUUUCGUCCUGUGUUCGCCGUCACGCAUGCCAGUCCCGCCAAGCAGAUAUUGCCCCCGCGCGCGCUGGGGAUGGAUGCUGCGCCUGCUUGCGUAGAGGGGCUUCCAAUCUCAUUAAGCGAAGGUGGUUGUU
Emiliania huxleyi CCMP1516 is the source of this 637-nucleotide messenger RNA. RefSeq lists its product as hypothetical. NCBI's taxonomy places the organism in Eukaryota, Haptophyta, Isochrysidales, Noelaerhabdaceae. The record is from RefSeq and is a predicted model, not a curated record. Bases 6 to 311 code for a protein of 101 amino acids. The transcript is spliced from 2 exons.